CGAAGAGGUGACGUCACUCAGGAAGAGACGGCCGACGUUUUAACAGGUAAACAAACGAGUUCCACUCCCGAACGGCCCAGACAGGUUCAGCUUUGACAUGAAUGAAGUGAGUGACCAGCUGCCAGCAGACCCCAUCUCUGCAGUUGGAGUAAUCACUGCACUCAACAAGGCCCCUGAUGGCUACUAUGUUGUUGCACAAACAACAGAUGGCUCUGACGCCGACCUGUGGAAGGACGGCUUAUUCAAAUCCAAGGUCACACGCUACCUCUGUUUCACCAGAAAAACUGGGGCUGACAUUGUUGUGGACAUGAAGCUGAUUGACAUUAAGGACGCAUUGCCAGAGGGCUUCACACCUGUGGAAGAAACAUUGGACACAAAGGAACCUGCCAUAAGGAAGAGGAGGCUCUGCGUGAAAAUCAUCCCUUGUGCGGCUGCUGUGACAGCUAUAUAUGACAUCCAGAUUAUUGCGAAGUCCAAGUACCGUCUUGUGAACUACACCUGUGUCGGUGAGAUAAACAGCAUGGGGAUAUGGUACCGAAUGGGAGAUGUUUCUCAGCAUCAGUCAUUCCAGGAAACGUCCAGUACAGAUAACUGUGACGCUCCAGCCAACACUGCAAGCAGGAGGACCACGAGCAGGCCGGAAUAUGAGCCCCAGAGCAGUGGAAUCUACACCAUGACAGCUCUGGACGAUGUGCCCUUUGCGAUCCCUGAGAAGUUUUAUGAAAACCGGAGAGAGAUGCAGCAAGUCAAUUUAAUGGGCAUUACGAUCAAAUCCCUGGCAGAGAUCGAGGAGGAAUUUUACUACAACUUCGCCACAGAGUGGAGCAUUGCUGUGUAACUUUCUACCCAGCGUUCAAACCCCGGCAAACAGAUCCACGUCAACUGAAACACUACAGAUGGAUUACUUAAUGUAGUAAAUAAUGUAGUAUCGAAAUUAAGUUCAGGAUGCACUGCAAAUGUAAAUUGUGUAAUUUCAGACAGAAAACGCUUUUUAACAAUGAUUCAAUACUAGAAUUUUUCAAUACUAGUAUUUUUGAUAAUGUACUGUGCACAUACAUUCUUAAAACAUUUUCAACUUAUUUAUCCUGACCUCUAAAUUGUAUGUUCUGUCUUAUCUUACUUAGAUAGUCCCACAAUAAAUGUCUUGACCAAAAUAAACCCAGCUAAUUCAUAUCCCUAAACAGAUGAAUUAAUAAAAGUCUGUUUGCUGUGACUCACAUUUUGUUAAUCAGAGCAACAGGGCAGUGCCAACAGUGAGGAGCAGUCAGGGAGGACAAAAGGGAACAGAGAAGCAGCCUCGUCACACGCAAACAUGCUCCCUCUGAUGUUCAUUUUCCAGCGGAAGAAUCUAUCCAUCACAAAGUUCAUCAUGAGCAGCGUGCAGCAAUAACAAGCUUUGAGACGCAGGAGCCUUUUACCAAAGACGCCCGCCCACGUCAGCAGUGACUCCUCUCCUGAGUCAGGUCUUUAAGAAGAGAAAAUAACACGUUUCAGCUUUCUGAAUAUCUUAUUGAAUAUGUUGUUCUAUAUACAGCUGUAUGGAAAAUGGUUUGGAAAGAAAAGCAGAAAAAUUUACUUUAUUUUUUUAUUUUUAUAUCCACCAAGUCUUAUUUUUCUAAAUAUCCAAAGCACAAGAAAAUGUUUUUUUUGUUCAGAAGCAGAAUUUACACUUGGAUACCAAAACAUCACUAGUUUCUUACUCCUGCUCACAUGUGUCAUUUGCAACUAAUUGAGUUGUCAGAAUCCAUUUGCACAUUUUUGCAGGUCUAAUACAUAUUAGAAAACUCA
Messenger RNA from Anoplopoma fimbria (sablefish), 1788 nucleotides. It is a transcript of the gene mvb12bb, whose product is annotated as multivesicular body subunit 12Bb. NCBI's taxonomy places the organism in Eukaryota, Metazoa, Chordata, Actinopteri, Perciformes, Anoplopomatidae. Gene Ontology annotation, cellular component: late endosome; ESCRT I complex. The record is from RefSeq and is a predicted model, not a curated record. Bases 98 to 838 code for a protein of 246 amino acids. Gene Ontology annotation, biological process: regulation of epidermal growth factor receptor signaling pathway; viral budding; virus maturation. The transcript has 10 exons.